Diatraea saccharalis (sugarcane borer) is the source of this 1578-nucleotide messenger RNA. The record is from the annotation of a GenBank genome assembly. NCBI's taxonomy places the organism in Eukaryota, Metazoa, Arthropoda, Insecta, Lepidoptera, Crambidae.
GAAUCACAAUAUAAAAAAGACGAAGUAAAUGCGGAGAUAAAGUGGUGAUUAUGCUUCCAGUAAUCUGUUUGUUAAAAAUACAAAAUGCUCCUGAUAGCAUUCAAUGGAAUAUCGGAAGCAUCCUCUGAUAGCUGUGCGGUCGCAUCCCGUACGCCAAAGAAUGCUUUAGUUGCAGAGGGGGCAUAUUUCUGAUUCGUAGACUUGACUCUGCAGUAUCACUGGAUAUAAAUAAUAUAUAAUAUUAUUAAUUGACAUUAGUUUAAAGCAACAUUACCUAAACCAAUUUGACAUUCUUUAGAGCUUAAAGGCGUCAUUAAACCUUAAUAGAUGUUUCUACAACUUACCGUCAGUAUAAUAUAUUAAUAUUAUUUCGUUAUUUUCUUGACAGUAAUUUUAUGAUGAAUUAAGGUAUAAAGAAAUAAUCUACAACUAGAAAGGUGACUAACAAAUACAACAAGACAAUUAGUUUCAAAAAUUUUCAAAGUUGAAUUUUGGUAUUUUAAUAACAUUUUUAUUCGAGUACGUUUAGAAACAAAGAAAGGGGAACAAAGAAAUUUGGUAAUAUAGGACAUAUUUAAAUAAAAACUUAUUCAAAAUCGGUCCGCAUAAACACUGACAUUAUUUGAUAACCCCUCCUGUUUUAAAGUCGGUUAAAAAUAUAGUCUGCUGCUUCUGUUUCCAUACAUAAUCUUUGCUAUAGUACAACUUAAAAGUCAUAUUGCCAAAUGGUCCCGUCGCAGUUAUCAAGCCAUACUCAUGUUGUUGACUUAAUUUUAAAAUAUUUUUUCGUUAUAUUAAUAAAUAUAAAUUAAGUGAGUUUUAUCUAAGUUAUAGUGAAAAAUGUUAUUCAAGUGGAUUUUGUUAUUGACAGUAAUUAGUGUUAUUCAAGCCCAAUACCUUUCCCGGCAAUGUACGGUACCCCGUUUAUCUCACGGGAGAGCGCGGAGUCGCAUCAGGAGCAAGAUGAUUAAGUACAUAUGUCAAACAGGAUACACCCUCGUUGGAAACAGAUAUUCCACCUGCAAGAAUGGAGAAUGGGACACACCAAUCCCCAUUUGUGUCAGACCUGGAUGCAUUGUACCAACACUGAAGCAUGGUCUUACGAUGCCAUCAUUCGAGGAAGCUUGGGUCGUAUUCUUCUGCAUGCCUGGCUACAAACUUGUGGGUUCCCCAGCCAUAUACUGCGAUGGACGCCAGUGGAAUUCAACAGCACCUACUUGCGUUGAUUCUACUUUGUCGAGCAAUCUGAGUUGUGACUUUGAGAGUCCUGACCUUUGCGGCUGGACACAGGACGCACUGCAUGACUUCGACUGGGAGAGACUCAAUAAAAAAACACCGAGCUCAUUUCUAUUCACAGGACCUUCUUACGACCACACUUAUGGAAAAGACGGAUCAGGGUACUACAUGUAUAUAGAGAGUUCCUCUCGCCUAGAGAACGAUACGGCACGCUUGAUAUCGCCGAUAUAUGAAUCCCGACUGGCUAUCGAUGGCUGCUUCAAGUUCUUUUACCAUAUGUUUGGAAAGUAUGUUUUUUACUAAAGUUAACGUUUAUUAGUCCAAUUGUAAUAUAUAUACACU